UUAUUCCUUGUGAUAGGAGCAUCAGGAAUUGGCGACGGUGGUGAGAACAGAUACAACUACAAGGUGAUAGCUUGGGCAAACGAAAGAUGAUCCACACGAAACUAUAAGGCUGUGACAACUAACGAAGAUCCUGCGUUUCGUGAAGUUUUGCGUAUUCCUCAUGAGCCUGCGUCGUUUUUGAAUCUUGACUUGUUCAGUGAGAAUUCGACCGACAUUUGUUUCUUUUUUAUUGGGAGAGAGCUGCCCAUGAAAACAAAUGCUUAUGAAUAUUGGAAAGUCAAACUCGAGAAUUUGGACACAAAUGGAUAUAGUGUUGGUUAUCUUGAAGUGUAUAUUGGCCUUGAGAUCCAAUGUUGUUUUUGA
Messenger RNA from Eutrema salsugineum, 363 nucleotides. RefSeq lists its product as uncharacterized. The record is from RefSeq and is a predicted model, not a curated record. Lineage: Eukaryota; Viridiplantae; Streptophyta; Magnoliopsida; Brassicales; Brassicaceae.